GGACUUGCUUGUCUUGAUGCUUAUGCUUUGAGGAUAAAGAGAAACCUUCAGAGUCCUGUGUUGGUGAGCCUGUUUGUUGUUGGUGACUGGAUAAAAACAAGUUUUGGAUGUUGCGGGCUGGAUGCAUAUGUUGAUUUGUUUUCAGAUGGAAGAAAGCUUUGUUACUGCUACUUAUAGAUAUGUCCCAUUCUGCAUUAGCUUUUGUUGGAAAGACACUUUUUAUUGAACUUCUCAUUAAAAUUGUUCUCCUCUUUUUGUUUUGCUUCCCUUUUCUUUUUCUUCAUUUUUUUUUCUUUUUUGUAAGGGAGUUUCUUUGGCUCUGGGAACACAUGUACUAUAUAUGGGUCUAGGCCCCUAUAUCACAUAGGGCAUCAAGGACCUGGCUUCUGAUAGCAUGUCACAAAGACCAAGGACUUUUCCAGCCCAUCCAGUCUUCUAUAAUUAUUGGUGACCGCCACUCUAUCACUUGCAGCAGCAUGUUCAUCAGCUGGGAUAAUGGUACUCUAUGCGAAGGACUUGAAUUUUUGCAGACCGUAAUCAUCCUUGUGUUGGCAUUAACCGUGCUGAAGUGAAGAUCAGAACUCCUAGACCCUAGUGUUAAGUUGACGAGUGUCACGGUUGAGAACCUGAAAAUAGUCACUGGGGCGACACCUUCCCAUAACAUGACUACUCGCCCAGAUUGUCGUGAAUAAUAACUUUGGUCACUUCAAAUUCGACAACACCACGGCCGCUGUAUUCUAUCGGGGUAGCCCGGGCUAAGGCUAGAAAGACGAAAAGGAUGAAUGUCACGAACUCACGUUGUAACUGACCUCCGACCAGUUUACAGUCGCAGACGGUUUGUACAGAUUAUAUAUAGUAGUUAGUCAGUUAGCUACGGUUAGUUAGUCUGUUAGUACAGCUGUUAAGUUGUUGUACAAGUUGGUUAAUUUGUUAGAUUAGUUGAGCCAGAGUUUACUUCUUGUAUAAAUAGUCAUCUUGUAUCUUCUGUCUUCUAGUUUUCUUCUCCUCCAGAAUUUUAUAUGGUAUCAGAGCAAAUCGAUCCAGAUCUGCCUGUAUUUGGUUCUGUGUCGGCUGAAAGAAUGGAAGUCAUUAAAGAUCCAGCGGUGUUGGUUGCAUCUCAAACUGGAACUGCAACUGUACACAAGGAAACGACAAGUACCUUUAAUGGAGAUCCAAUGGCUUUGGCAAACUUGGAUCAUCCAAGAAUGCAACUUGUCAUGAUUCCUUUGACAGAUAACAACUAUUUGUCUUGGAGUAGAUUGAUUAAGAUAGCCCUAGGAGCUAAGGUGAAGCUCGAAUUCAUCGAUGGAAGGUGUGUAAUGCCAGAAGAAGAUUCUGCUGAUUAUGAUCAAUGGAUUCGUGUGGAUUGUAUGAUUAGAUCAUGGAUCUUGAACUCUAUUUCUAAGGAAAUAGUGGAAGCUUUUCUCUAUGCAUCAACUGCUAGAGAACUUUGGUUGGAAUUGGAAGAGAGAUUUGGUGAAUCUAAUGGACCGCAGAUUUACCGGAUUCAAAGAGAAAUAAGUGCUAUUUCUCAAGGAAGUCAGUUAGUGGUGAAGUACUUCACAAAGCUGAAGAAGUUGUGGGAUGAAUUGGUCUGUAUGCAGCCAAUACCACAAUGUACUUGUAAGAAUUGUACAUGUGGUGUUGCGAAGAAUGUUUCAGAUCUUGCUUGUUCUAAUAGGCUAAUGCAGUUUUUAAUGGGCCUUAGUGAUGAUUUUGAUCAUGUGAGGAACCAGAUCUUGAUGAUGGAGCCCUUGCCUUCAGUCAACAAGGCUUAUUCAAUGAUCUUGCGAGUUGAGAAGCAAUGAGAGGUUCAUCUUAACUUGGCUGAGAAAGUUGAGAACUCAACAAUGUUUGUGAAAGCACCUAUGGGAAGAGGAUCUGGUGCCGGGAGAGGAAUUCAUAAGAAGUCAAAUUAUAAUGACAAAAAGAAUGAGAAAUAUGAGAAGUUGUCUUGUGAUCACUGUAACAUGGGCGGUCAUACUAAGGAUACAUGCUUCAAAUUGCAUGGUUAUCCAGAAUGGUAUAAGGAACUUAAAGAGCAACGAGGCAAGGUUACAAGAGGAAGAAAUAUGGCAAAAAUGGCUGAUAAUCCUUUGGAUGUUAACAUGGACCGUGCGGCUGAAAAACAACUGAUCAACAAGUGUAUUUGUCAGAGAUGAUUCAGCAGGAAUUGUCGAAGAUGAUGAAGGGAAAGGCUGCUUUUGAAGGCAAUCAUGUUAACUUCACACAUAUUGAGGAUUUUGCUGGUAAAAACUCUAGUAUUGCUUUCCAUUUUGCUUUACAUUCAUUUGAUAAUUUGGAUUGUGGAACAUGGAUAGUGGACACGGGUGCAUCAAACCACAUGUGCAGUAACCCCAAACUACCUCAUAAACCAAAACCAGUAUCACAAAUUACUCCAGUUUUCUUACCUGACGGAUCUGUUAAACUUGUUCAUCAAAUAGGUGAUGUGCAUCUUAGCCCUAAACUGACCUUGACCAAUGCACUUUAUGUCCCUAGUUUCAAUUUUAACCUUCUUUCAGUAAGAAAGCUUUCCAAGACUGCACAAAUUAAAUUUGUAUUUCUUUCUGACAUAUGUA
Nelumbo nucifera (sacred lotus) is the source of this 2579-nucleotide messenger RNA. The record is from RefSeq and is a predicted model, not a curated record. NCBI's taxonomy places the organism in Eukaryota, Viridiplantae, Streptophyta, Magnoliopsida, Proteales, Nelumbonaceae.